This is a messenger RNA of Helianthus annuus (common sunflower), 483 nucleotides long. RefSeq names its product serine/threonine-protein phosphatase 7 long form homolog. Lineage: Eukaryota; Viridiplantae; Streptophyta; Magnoliopsida; Asterales; Asteraceae. The transcript has 2 exons. The coding region runs from base 1 to 483 and encodes 160 amino acids. Gene Ontology annotation, biological process: meristem maintenance; meristem development. The record is from RefSeq and is a predicted model, not a curated record.
AUGAAUUUUGAAUGUCAUCCUGGUCCGAUUAAUGCAUCGGUGUUGUUCUUGGACAAGAAUCACCGUGCGUUUGAGGUAUUCAAAAAUCCAACAGCGUAUGAUGUGCCAUUAAAUAUUAGACGAUCAAAUCGAACAUUCUGGCAACAUAUGAAAGAAAAUCCGGUUAGUGGAAGGGUAGAAGGUUUAAUACAUGCAGCAGGAUUCAGCGGGAUACUGCAAAUUGGGUACAAGUAUGUUGACCACGCAUUAAUAACUGCGUUGGUUGAGAGAUGGAGGCCAGAAACUCACACGUUUCACCUUCCUUUUGGAGAAACGACCGUGACAUUACAGGAUGUCAACGUGUUGUGGGGGCUACCGAUAGAUGGGUUGCCUAUUUCUGGGGCUGACACUGGUAUGUCGAUGUAUACUGUACGAGACAAGUGUCAAACGGUGUUGGGGUUUACCCCUGAGGAAGCUCAUGUGAAGGGCAAAAGGGGUGCAUAA